This is a messenger RNA of Xyrauchen texanus (razorback sucker), 3878 nucleotides long. RefSeq names its product E3 ubiquitin-protein ligase MGRN1-like. Lineage: Eukaryota; Metazoa; Chordata; Actinopteri; Cypriniformes; Catostomidae. The transcript has 17 exons. Gene Ontology annotation, molecular function: ubiquitin protein ligase activity. Gene Ontology annotation, biological process: endosome to lysosome transport; negative regulation of G protein-coupled receptor signaling pathway; protein ubiquitination. Gene Ontology annotation, cellular component: nucleus; early endosome; plasma membrane. The record is from RefSeq and is a predicted model, not a curated record. Bases 346 to 1923 code for a protein of 525 amino acids.
AGAAGAAGCAGAAGAGGAAGAGGAGCAGCAGCUUAAUAUUGUUGCGACAAACAUUGAACGAUAAAAGUGGACAAAAGACGGCGAAGACGUUUUCUCGCCAGUCAGGGUUGACUUAUAUGUGCUGAGAUACCGGUUCACCUCUUGUUUUAUUGACUAUUCGUUUGUGGCAGACGAAGCAACUGCUAUCUAGUGUCAAGACAUAUUUAAGGGAUCGGACUAAACUAAAGAGAAAUGUCCAUUAAACUCUCGUCAUGUUUAACAGUUGAUUAGCUGACGUUGGAAAGCGCUGAUCGUGUUGACAUUUCACAACGGAUAGUUUGUUUUGAACGGACUGUGUUGGAGAAAAUGGGUGCAAUUCUUACUCGAAGAAUGGCCGGUGUUGAGGAUAUUGACAUCCAGGCCAAUUCUGCUUACAGAUAUCCUCCCAAAUCAGGAAACUAUUUUGCCAGCCAUUUUUUCAUGGGAGGAGAGAAGUUUGACACUCCUCAUCCAGAGGGUUACCUCUUUGGGGAGAACAUGGAUCUUAACUUUCUUGGCAACCGCCCAGUGCAGUUUCCUUACGUUACCCCAGCACCCCAUGAGCCAGUCAAGACAUUGAGAAGUCUUGUCAACAUCAGAAAAGACUCGUUGCGAUUGGUCAGGUAUAAAGAUGAUGCUGAUACUCCUACUGAUGAAGGAGCCAAACCAAAAGCCUUGUAUGGAGUGGAGUUCACCUUUGAUUCAGAUGCUCGAGUGGCCAUCACCAUCUACUGUCAGGCUUUUGAGGAGUUCUCUAAUGGGAUGGCAAUAUACAGCCCAAAAAGCCCAGUGUUGGUCUCUGAGACGGUAUAUUACAAAAAAGGUGUUAGCCAGCAGUUUACCCUGCCAUCCUUCAAGAUUGAUUUCUCUGAAUGGAAGGAAGAAGACCUCAACUUUGAUUUGGACAGAGGUGUUUUUCCUGUGGUGAUUCAGGCUGUAGUUGAUGAAGGAGAUGAUUGUUUGAGACAUGCACAUGUACUGCUGGCAGCAUUUGAAAGACAUGUUGAUGGCAGUUUUUCGGUGAAGCCUUUGAAGCAGAAACAAAUAGUGGACCGUGUUAGCUACUUGUUACAGGAGAUUUAUGGAAUUGAGAAUAAGAACAAUCAAGAGACAAAGCCAUCUGAUGAUGAGAACAGUGACAACAGCAAUGAGUGUGUAGUGUGUCUGUCGGAUCUACGGGACACUCUGAUUUUACCCUGUAGGCACCUGUGUCUGUGUAACUCUUGUGCUGAUACUCUACGCUACCAGGCCAACAAUUGCCCGAUCUGCCGACUGCCAUUUCAAGCCCUUCUUCAGAUCCGAGCUGUAAGAAGGAAGCCUGGAGCACUUUCACCCGUUUCCUUCAGUCCAGUGCUGGCUCAGAGCAUGGACCAUGAUGAGCAUUCUAGCUCGGACUCAGUUCCUCCCGGCUAUGAGCCCAUCUCCCUUCUGGAGGCUUUGAAUGGGCUUGGUGCCGUGUCCCCUGGCAUUCCAUCUGCACCUCUUUAUGAUGAGAUCAACUUCUCUGGGAGCCUGAGUGGAGAGAGCCGGCAGCUCAGUUCACCUGAGCACUCUGGAGACAGUGGCGGACAGAAGAGCAAAGUCAGCAAGUCACCAGACAGCACUCUGCGCUCUCCAUCAUCUCCCAUUCAGGAGGAGGAUGAAGAAAAGCUGUCGGAUUUGUCUGACGCACAAGCACACAUGCUGCUGUCCAGCAGCCCUGCCCCCACUGAGGGUACUGCUGGGGAGGAUGCCCCAGACUCACUUUCUCCUGAGGAUGAGGAUCAACUGAAUUUGGAGGAAGAGGCCAUGAAUGACUUUAGCAGUGAGCACAGCAGCUUCACCAAAACUGAAAGUGACCCACCGGGAGACAUGUCCUUGCCUGCUCUAGGUUCUGAUUCCUGCUCUAUUGGUAUGGAGGAGUAAAUGGAUUAUAUGGCUCAACAGAAAGUCUGAACACUCAGAGUACAUGCUGCUCCAGUCAGCCACUCUUGGGUCCCUCAAGCCAUUUGCACAUGGAGGAUGAAGAACUGGAUGAUUAACCAUGCAGGCCCUACUCCUUCUCUGAAGCCUUGUAAACAGCCCAACAUUAACCUCCUUUUAAUGUCCCUUCAUUUGUGUAAUGCACUCGCAUUCCAAGACCCAAUUUGUUCUAAUUCCAGUCCUUUUAUUUUUACUUUGGCUUUUGAGUUUUGUUCUGGCGAUCUGUUGUAUUGCUAGGCCUUUCUUGUGAUUGAAUUUAGGGCUCCAUUUCAUCAAGUUGGCUACUCAAAUCAAAUAUGUUCCACAUGGCAACAUAUAUUGUUCUUUUUGUUCUUUUUGGAUCUGAACAGUCCCGUGGUCAGCAUGGAACCACGCUUCCGUUAUAUGGAAAAUAUGUUUCUUUAAAAGGAAGUUUGUGCUCCACGGAAAGAAUGCCAUCGGACUGUUUAAAAAACAAAAAGUAAAUAAUGACAAUUUUCAUUUUUGGAUGAAAUAUUAAAAUGAGAUUGCAGAAAUGGGUUGGGGCAGGUCUAAUUCCUGUUGAUUUUUGUAUAAAUGUGAGGUGAAUUUUAACAGUGAUUUGUUUUGGAGGUUGAGAGAGAAGGUCACCUCAAUUACAUAAUUAUUACAUAAUGCUGAAUAUAGAGCUUUGAGUAUAUUAAAAUACUAAGUGAUAAAGCUUAACUAACCUGUUAAGGGUAAUAGUCAAAGCACAUUUUAAUGAAGUCUCACGGUUACACCAUUUUGUGUAAACUCAACAAUUGAUCAUGCGUUAAACGAAUGAGCAAAUAAUAUAAAAACGUAAUAGUUACGGUGCAUUUGAAAUGUUUUGUAAUUAAGUGCUUAAGUGUCCUUUUGUGUAUUGACUGAAUAUGAAGAGAGUCAGAGAAGCAUCUUUCAUUUUUUAUUAAUUAAUUGAGAUGUAAUAUUUAUAGUGAUCAAAUACUGUUGUACCAGGAAAUAGAUGACUUAAUCUCAGUUUUAUGACCAAAUAUUAGUGCUUUAAACAUGCUUGCCUGUCCAGCUAUUUAUGCUCUUUAAUAUUUUGAGGACUGAAAAAGCCAUGGUGGACACUAUUUACCUCUUUUUUGCUUAUAUUGUUAUCUAAACUUUCAAUGCUUCAACAUACAAAGGCAUUAUUUUCAUGACUCUGUUUGGAUGUUAUUCAAUAACUUAAGUGUGAAUAUGUGAAUAUAUGACAGGCUGGUGUUUCCUUACAAAGAAUGGCUCAAUUGUACCUCUGUUGGUUGGAUGAGUCAUAAGACCCAUGACAUUUCAUUGUUCUCCUCACACAUGCAGACAUGCUGUGUCUUGUGGCACUAUGCAUACAGGUAUAUGUGCCUUUUAAAUAACAAAGCAAGUAUUGCUAUAGCUUGUGCCCAUAGCUGUGCUUUUCUCGUGUAAAUCAUCUGUUCAUCUUUAAAUCUGUAACCGGACCACGUUGAAGCAUUAGAUGUGAGACCUAUGUUCUUAUCUGUAACGUUUAAUUGAAGAGCAAAUAAUUUAAGCUGAUAUUAAAUAUUCAAUAUUGCUUAUACUAAACAUUAAUGCAAAUAAACUUUUUUGAACUGCUGUGAUCAUUUAACAUCAUCUUAGUAAAACAUUCAAUUAUCUUUUGUUAUAUCAAUAUUAUAUCUCUUUGUACUGAUAGGCUGCUCUGUAAAUGUAUUUAAACAAAUGUAAAAUCAAUAUUCUGUACUGAUGUUAAUGGUGUUGAAUUAAUUACUUUGCAAAGCUCUGCAUGUUAACAUUUAUGUAAGAAGAUUUAUCACAUCUCUGGAAUAUGCAUAUUAUAUUAUCUCCUUCAGAUAAUGUGCCAUUUCAAUGAAAUAUUCCACUAUGUCACAGUGUAUGUGUAAAAGUACACUUGAGCACUUUAGAAAAUGAGUACUCAUAAU